CCUGUGUUUAUUAGGAGGAAGCUGAAAAAGCAAGACUCAUCUGAACCAGAACUGGACUCUGUGUCCAUCAAGACUGGCUUCACUGGAAAACAUCCUCAUAAUUUAAGGAAAAGGCCCCGCCCUGUGGAUCAAAGAGUGGAGCAGCAGAACUCAGAGGUUCCCAGAGCUCAGUCUGUCCAGAAGCAUCACCUGGACUCCAUAUUCAUGCUGCUGGAGGACAACAUGGUGACUUUUGUGAAGAAGGAGCUGAAGAAGAUGCAGAAGGUUGUGAGUCCAGAUUACCCAGAAUGCUCAGAGAGUCAGAGGGAGGAUGAGGAGGAGUUGGAGUAUGAUGAUGAAGAUGAGAGGAGCAGCAGAGAGAUGUUUGAGCAGAUCACAGUGUCUUUCCUGAGGAGGAUGAAGCAGGAGAAGCUGGCUGACUGUCUGCAGAGCAAACUUGUUGCUCCAGUUUGUAGACGUAAACUUAAACGUGGUCUGAAGAAGAAGUUCCAGAGAGUGUUUGAGGGCAUGGCUAAAGCAGGACAGCCGACCCUCCUGAAUGAGAUCUACACAGAGCUGUACAUCACAGAGGGAGGGACUGCAGAGGUCAAUGAUGAACACGAGGUCAGACAGAUUGAAGCAGCAUCCAGGAAAGCAGACAGAGCAGAAACAAGCAUCAGAGCAGAAGACAUCUUUAGAGGCUCACCUGGAAGAGAUGGACCAAUCAGAACAGUGAUGACACAGGGAGUGGCUGGCAUCGGGAAAACAGUGUUAACACAGAAGGUGACUCUGGACUGGGCUGAAGACAAAAGCAACCAGGACAUCCACUUCAUGUUUCCAUUGACUUUCAGAGAGCUGAAUGUGCUGAAAGAGAGAAAGUUCAGUUUGAUGGAACUUGUUCAUCACUUCUUCAGUGAAACCAAAGCAGCAGGAAUGUGCAGGUUUGAAGACUUCCAGGUUGUGUUGAUCUUUGACGGUCUGGAUGAGUGUCGCCUUCCUCUGGACUUCCACAACAAUGAGGUCCUGACUGAUGUUAGAGAGUCCACCUCAGUGGAUGUGCUGCUGACAAACCUGAUCAGGGGGAAUCUGCUUCCCUCUGCUCGCCUCUGGAUAACCACACGACCUGCAGCAGCCAAUCAGAUCCCUCCUGACUGUGUGGACAUGGUGACGGAGGUCAGAGGGUUCACCGACCCACAGAAGGAGGAGUACUUCAGGAAGAGAUCCAGAGAUGAGGAGCAGGCCAGCAGCAUCAUCUCCCACGUGAAGACAUCACGAAGCCUCCACAUCAUGUGCCACAUCCCAGUGUUCUGCUGGAUCACUGCUACAGUUCUGGAGGAGCUGCUGAGAAGCAGAGAGGGAGGAGAUCUGCCCAGAACCCUGACUGAGAUGUUCAUCCACCACCUGGUGGUUCAGACCAAAGUCAAGAAGGUCAAGUAUGAUGGAGGAGCUGAGACAGAUCCACACUGGAGUCCAGACAGCAGGAGGAUGAUUGAGUCUCUGGGAAAACUGGCUUUUGAGCAGCUGCAGAAAGGAAACCUGAUCUUCUAUGAGUCCGACCUGACAGAGUGUGGCAUCGAUGUGGAAGCAGCCUCAAAGUACUCAGGAGUGUUCACACAGAUCUUUAAAGAGGAGAGAGGACUGUACCAGGACAAGGUAUUCUGCUUCGUGCAUCUGAGUGUUCAGGAGUUUCUGGCUGCAGUCUACAUGUUCCACUGUUACACCGACAGGAAGGAGAAGGUUCUGGAGGACUUCCUGGGAGAAGACUGGAACAGAGACACUCUGGAUGUGUUCCUGAAGAGAGUCAUGGAGAAAUCCCUCAGAAGUAAAAAUGGUCACCUGGACCUGUUUGUUCGUUUCCUUCAUGGCCUCUGUCUGGAGUCCAACCAGAGACUCUUAGGAGGUCUGCUGAGUCGGACAGAGAACCGUCCAGAAAUGAUCCAGAGAGUCAUCAACAACCUGAAGAUGAUGAAGAGUGAUGAAAUGUCUCCAGACAGAAGCAUCAACAUCUUCCACUGUCUGAUGGAGAUGAAGGAUCUCUCAGUACAUCAGGAGAUCCAAGAGUUCCUGCAGUCAGAGAACAGAUCAGAGAAGGAACUCUCUGAGAUCCACUGCUCAGCUCUGGCCUACAUGCUGCAGAUGUCAGAGGAGGUUCUGAAUGAGCUGGACCUGGACAAGUACAACACAUCAGAGGAGGGAAAACAGAGACUGAUUCCAGCUGUGAGGAACUGCAGAAAGUUUCGAUUUUCUAACUGUAAACUCUCAGAGAGUCACUGUGAAGUCGUGGCCUCAGCUCUGAAGUCCAACCCCUCCCAUCUGAUAGAAAUGGGCCUGAGUAGAAACUACCUGCAGGAUUCAGGAGUGAAGCAUCUUUGUGAUGGACUGCAGAGUCCAAACUGUAAACUGGAGACUCUCAGAUUGAUGAACUGCGGUUUGUCAGAGAUCAGCUGUGAUUCUCUGGUCUCAGCUCUGAAGUCCAACCCCUCCCAUCUGGAACAUCUGAACCUGAGCUGGAAUGACCUCCAGGAUUCAGGAGUGAAACAUCUGAGUGGUUUUGUGGAGAGUCCAGACUGCAUCCUGAAGACUCUGAGAUUGAGGGGCUGCAGGUUGUCAGAGAUCAGCUGUGAUUCUCUGGUGUCAGCUCUGAAGUCCAACCCCUCCCAUCUGGAACAUCUGGACCUGAGCAACAACUGGAACUUGCAGGAUUCAGGAGUGAAACAUCUGAGUGGUUUUGUGGAGAGUCCAGACUGCAUCCUGAAGACUCUGAGAUUGGAGUGGUGCGGUUUGUCAGAGAUCAGCUGUGAUUCUCUGGUCUCAGCUCUGAAGUCCAACCCCUCCCAUCUGGAACAUCUGGACCUGAGAAGAAACAAUCUGAAGGAAUCAUCAGUGAAACAUCUGUUAGAUCUUGUGAAGAGUCCAGACUGCAGCCUGAAGACUCUGAGAUGGAAGUGAUGCUGAUCAGGACGGUGUUUGUGGUGAGAGGAUGAAGUGUGUCCUGAUGAUCCAGAGGUUGAAGCAGCAGCAGCAGCAGCUGGUGUGUAGAGACUCUGACUGGACCAUGUAACUGGGAGGUGGACUGGGAACCAGUAUGAAGUGUGUUGUUCCUGUAUAGUUUAGUGUUGCAGCUCCACACUGUGAAUGAUGGACAAGUUCAGUUCAUGUUGACUUGAUCCGUUGGAGGUUGAUGAUGUUCAGACUCAGGUUUUCUAAUGUUAAUAUUCAGAUGAAAAUAAACAGACUUUCAGUUUUGUUUUGUUUUUUUUUACAGAUUUUAUAGAAGCAGCUGCAGCUCAUUCAUUGACUUCUUCUAUAUUGUCUAAAUGUCUUCUUACCUGGACAGGUGUAAAAAAUGUGAGUGUCCACAUUUGACCUUCAGCUGCUCAAAUGAUUCCUUAGUCUUUGGUAAACUGUCUGAUAUUCUAAUAUUUCCAUCGUGUGGAGGCUGUAAUUAUCACCAACACUUUAAUUAACCUCAAGAAGAUGACAGAAGGAAGUCAUUGACGUGUUUUACUGGACAACAAGUGAACUAUGUCCAGUUUAUCAGAGAAAUCACUGAUAUCUGUAUUAAUACACAUUAAUGUCUCAGGAGUUGUUGAGAUCUUCAGCAGUGAGGCUCAGAGGAGUCCUUUACUGUGAUUUCUCUGUUGGUGGGAAUGUUGUUGCUUUUUACAUCUGAGUUUCUUUGUGUUGAGCCUCCGUUUCUUAACUUCCUGUUUGACAUCUGGAGACAACAAAGACGUUCUAAGUUCUAACUUGGGUCUGAUGUUUCUUCAAUGAACCAAUCAUGUUUUCAAAGAUACUGCAGUAAAUAAUGAAUAUUAGAGCUAAAAUACUACAGUAAAUGACAGAUUUAUGAUUUAAUAUUCAGGGUAAAAUAUUGCAAUAAACGAUGAAGAAUGCAGUUAAAAUACUACCGUAAAUGACGAAUACUACAGAUAAAAUACUGCAGUUAAUGAUUAAUAGUACAGGUAAAAUACUGCAGUAAAUAAUGACAGUGGCAUGUCUGAAGUAAAUACAUAAUUAAAACAGAUGUGUGGAUUCAUGAAAAGUAUGUUUAAAAUGUUUGCUUAUGUGACAUUGAACAUGUACUACAGUUCCUGGUUUGUCUUUUCCAAUUUUAUUCAGUGGAUUAAAUAUUUAUUCAGUUUUUCCUGUAAAUAAACAUAUGUGU
Molecule: messenger RNA, 4147 nt
Organism: Acanthochromis polyacanthus (spiny chromis)
Lineage: Eukaryota; Metazoa; Chordata; Actinopteri; Pomacentridae
Product: NLR family CARD domain-containing protein 3-like
Exons: 9
Coding region: 205-2928 (907 amino acids)
Molecular function (GO): protein binding
Source: RefSeq, a predicted model, not a curated record